UCCGCGUGCAUUUAGAGAUGUCUUCCUCAGAAUCAGAGGAAGAAUUUUUCAGUUCUAUGAAGAAGAAAAGAAAAAUUAGCAUAAAAAAUACUAGUAACACUGUUAGUAGUGAUGAAGAAGAUUCUACCGAACCACAGACUCCGAAGAAGUCGUGCGCUCCGCGUUCUACGCACACAAGAAGUUCAGAGAGACUUAAAAACAAGAAGCAGUUUGUUAUGCCAAAGAAGGAAGAUGUAUUUAAGGAUAUUCCAUCCUCAGAGAAGGUCAAAACAAGAACUCCAUCAAAAUGUGUCAAUGACUUCACAAGAGUGACCAACAGAUAUAAUGCUGAUCGUUACGAGACAUUUGACUUUGAUAAUUAUGACAGUGAUGAUAUUGAUGAUUUCAUCAAUGAUGAAGAAGAAAGUGAUGAAGAUUCAGAUGAAAGACCACACCCCAGUCGAAUACAGGGUUACAGAAGAAGACUGGUGCCCAAGGCUAGUGAUUCCGAAUCGGAGGAAAGUGGAUCUUGCCAGCCUCUUGAUAGCGAAACUGAUACUGAGGAUAAGCCAGUAAAAAACACAACAGGUAACCCAUCCAGGUCUAAUUCACCAGUGACAGGUGUAAAACUGAAGAAAAGCAAGUAUAAAUCUAAUGUUAUUGAAUCCAGUGAUUCAGAUACAGAGUUGGAGGAUAAUUCUGAAAUUACUGCAGUUGAAGAAAGGGUUAAUGAACAAAGCUCAGCAGAAAAUUUCAGCAACAGUGAGACUCACCAUUGUGAAACAAACAUGGAGGACAAAGAGACCUCUGUCACAAAUAAUGUGCAGACUGACUCUGGUACAGAAAUUAUCAUAACUGAAAGCGAUGAAGAACUUUAUUUAUGUUGUGCCUCAAUGGAUAAUCAAACAGAAACUAUAAACCUAGAUAAAUCCAGUGAAAAUGAAAGUAGCUCUGGUUGUGAAAGUGAAAGUGAAACAAAUUCUUCGUCAGGUAGUGAAACAGAAGAGGAGGUUCGUAAAGAAGACAGAGCUUAUCGGCAAAGAAAACAAAAACUUCAAAAGUUCGAGGAAUUUAAGGAGCAGAGGAAGAAAAGAAAGUUGUCAACUUAGAAUAUACUUAAAUUUGUACUCAGUAUCAAAUUUCUAGUAUGUCACCACCAGUUUUGAAAUGCAUAUACAUGCAUGUAUUCCACAAAAUGAAUUUCAAAUGCAUGUACAUUGUAUAUGUACAUGUAAUACAAUUUGUUAAAAUCUCCAAAUACAUGUAUAUACUGUAUUAAAUAUGUUCAAAAAACAAACACUCAGAUCAGUUCUAUUUGUUUUUGAUUUGUAUUAAUGUAUAUAUUGAUUUAUGAAAAUUAAUUAAUGGAUUUUAGAUGUACAAUGCAUGUUGAUUGUUUAUUUUCAUAUUCAUAUUGUUUAUACAUGUUAUCAAAUUUAUUUUGACUUAUUUUUCAUAUGUUUAUAUAUGUUAUAAAACUAAUUUUUGACCUUAGAUAAAAUAUUUGCAAUACAUAAAUCUGAAAGUAGUUAAUAUUUUUGCGGAUUUUCUUAGGUGAUAUGUAUAGCUUACCUUAGCCAAAAGAAGAAAGGAGCCUGUCUGAUAAAGAGUCAUCUUUAAUAUUUCUGUCGCUGAUUUUUAGUGUACUAGUAAAUUGUCCCAUUUUCAUCUUCUUCUCCAGAACUGUGAAAAAAAUUCAAAUGUUUGACUAGAGAAAAAGAAUUUUUUAUCUCAAAGAAU
Saccostrea cuccullata (small rock oyster) is the source of this 1719-nucleotide messenger RNA. RefSeq names its product protein IWS1 homolog. Bases 18 to 1088 code for a protein of 356 amino acids. The record is from RefSeq and is a predicted model, not a curated record. The transcript is spliced from 4 exons. Lineage: Eukaryota; Metazoa; Mollusca; Bivalvia; Ostreida; Ostreidae.